CAUAUGGAGACUAUCAACAGAGAAACACUUCAGGCAGACCUUGAUGCAUUCGAUAUUUCUGAGGAACUUGGAUUUCUCCUUGAGGAGCCACUAACUAACCUUCCAGACUAUUAUCGGGUGUGGUUGGACCUGGCAAAUAAUCUCACACAUCUGACAGAGUCACGUAAACUACGGGAUCUGGUUCAUAAGAUGCCGGUCUUGAGUCCCCAUCUCCUGAGCAAUUAUAGGGAGCUCAGGCUGGCUCACCUAGCGCUGGGGUUCAUCACCAUGGGAUAUGUAUGGCAGGAAGGCGAACAUGCACCUGCUCAGAUUCUCCCAAAAGCCCUGGCCUUGCCCUACUGGCUUGUAUCUUGCAGGCUCGGACUUCCAGCCAUCCUAACUUAUGCAGAUUCAGUUUUAGCCAAUUGGAAAUUAAGGGAUCCCACAGGGGAUAUGAAAAUUGGGAACAUGGACUUGAUAUUUUCCUUUCCCGGUGGUGAGAGUUGCAGGGGGUUUUUCAUUGUGUCACUGCUGGUUGAGAUGGCUGCAAGCUCAGGCCUAAUGGGGGCUCUGGAGGUGAUGCAUGCUAUGAAAAUUUCUGACCUCAUCGGCAUACAGAACGGACUCGUCAAAGUAACUCAGUCUUUGAAGAAGAUGAAGGAAACUUUCAAACUCAUUCACAAUCAUGUGGAUCCAACUGUGUUUCAUGGAACAUUGAGAAUUUUUGUCUCAGGGUGGCGAGACAACCCCAUGCUUCCAAGGGGGCUGUUAUAUGAAGGUGUGAGCACUGAGCCAAUUUUGUUAUCGGGUGGAAGUGCAGCCCAGAGUUCAGCCAUUCAGUGUUUUGAUGCUUUGCUGUGCACCCAGCAUGAGGAUGAGACAAGAGCCUUCCUGACACGCAUGAGGGAUUACAUGCCUCCUGCCCACCGUCAGCUGAUAGAAACUCUCUCUGCACCUCCGUCUCUGCGCGACUUCAUCCUCUCCUGCUCAAGCUCUGAUAUCUGCCAGGCCUACAACUCCUGUGUCUCAGCGCUGGUGGAUUUACGGAACUACCACCUCAAUACUGUGACCAAGUACAUCAUCGUGCCCGGUACCCAUUCCUAUGCCAUGGGCUGCCCACUCAGAGGUGUGGGCGCUGGGCUGAACACCACAGGGACCGGUGGAUCCAACCUAUUGGUCUUCCUCAAGAGUGUUCGUAACACCACAGAAAAGGCGCUGAUCUUAGAGAGGCCAUCUGUGUCAAGAAAAACUGGAAAGUGA
This is a messenger RNA of Xiphias gladius (swordfish), 1239 nucleotides long. Its product is annotated as indoleamine 2,3-dioxygenase 2-like. The record is from RefSeq and is a predicted model, not a curated record. Gene Ontology annotation, molecular function: metal ion binding; indoleamine 2,3-dioxygenase activity; heme binding. The transcript has 10 exons. Gene Ontology annotation, cellular component: cytoplasm. Lineage: Eukaryota; Metazoa; Chordata; Actinopteri; Istiophoriformes; Xiphiidae. Gene Ontology annotation, biological process: 'de novo' NAD+ biosynthetic process from L-tryptophan. The coding region runs from base 4 to 1239 and encodes 411 amino acids.